AUGAGAGGCGCGAGCCGCAUCUCUCCGCUGCUCUUGCUCCUGCUGCUGCUGUUGCCGUGCGCGAGCGCCGUGCCAGAGGCGCCGCGCCCCGCGCUCAGACUCUCGCGCAUCCGCGCCGGUGCACCGGUGGCCGCGCGUGCUACCGCGCAACAGCCGCCCUCCGCCUCCGAGAGCGCGAGACGGAGCGCGGCCGCGCAACCUGCGGCGCGCAAGGGCGCCAAGACCCGAGGCGCGCACGAGGAGAAGGGCGCGCGCGCGCACCCGCUCGUGACUCCGCACGACUACAUGCUGUCCCUCUACUGGUCUCUGUCCAGCGGAGCAGUGAACGCAAGCGCGCUGCACGAGGCCGGAAUGGCCAACACCAUCACCAGCUUCGUGGACAAAGGGCAAGAUGAGCGCUUGUCCCUGUUAAGGCGGCAGAGGUACUACUUCAACAUCAGCUCUCUGGAGAAGGAGGGCCUGCUGGGAGCAGAAUUACGCAUUCUCCGAAAGCCAUUCCUGGACCCUCAUAAAGCCCCGCCCACUGAGGGCGUAAACUCUCUGAGACUAUACACCUGCGCAGCAGGUAAACAGAGGGCUUCGCUGCUCCAGUCUCGGCCAAUCGAGGACCACAGUGUCCCAAAGUGGGAGGUGUUUGACAUCUGGAAACUGUUCAAGAACUUCAGGAACACGCCUCAGCUUUGCUUCGAGCUGGAGGCCGUGGACCGGGGGCGACAGCUGGACCUGAGGUCGGUCGGCCUGGGCCGCUCAGGAAGGCAGACCAAAGAGAAGGCCUUCUUUGUGGUGUUCAGCCGCACGAAAAAGCGCGGGCUCUUUUACAAUGAGAUCAAGGCCCGUUCAGGCCAAGACAACAAGACGGUGUACGAGUACCUCUUCACCCAGCGCAGGAUGCGGCGAGCGCCGAUUCCCCGCCCCAAGAAGCCGCUUCCGAAGGCUUCGAAGCCUCGCUGCAACCGCAAGCAGCUGCACGUCAACUUCAAGGAGAUGGGCUGGGAUGACUGGAUCAUCGCACCUCUGGAGUACGAGGCCUUCCACUGCGACGGAGUCUGCGAUUUUCCUAUUCGUUCCCACCUGGAGCCCACCAAUCACGCCAUCAUCCAGACGCUCAUGAACUCCAUGGAUCCUCGCUCAACACCGCCCACCUGCUGCGUCCCCACCAGACUCAGUCCUAUCAGUAUCCUGUACAUCGACUCAGCCAAUAACGUGGUGUACAAGCAGUAUGAGGACAUGGUUGUAGAGAGCUGCGGCUGCAGGUAGCGACAAAUGCUAGAGGAGUAAGCUAAAGACCCAAAGUUUGGAAGCACAUGAGAACCUUUUGGAACAUUGUGAGAUGUCUUCACAGGUGCUCCCUAUGGAGACCGCCAGACUUCUUGUGUUAAGCUCAUCAUCGGACUAGUUAGAGACAUUGGAUGCAAAACUGUCCUCCUCUUUAAUGAUGAUGUCAAAUGAGUGAUGAGUGCGGUUCACCUUUUUUUGAGAUACAGAACCCUCAGCAACUCUCCAAACACUGUUUGCAACUCACAGUAACUUCAUACAGAGGAUUUUGAUCAUUACUGAACACUUUUAGAUGUGAUUUAAUCCCUUUGUAAUGACUGUACACCCCUCAAACAUUGGACACCCUACAUUACAGCUCAGUUUAAAAGACGUCGGUCUUGCUUCAUAAGGAUGUAGGCCAGUGGGCUCAUGUUCAAUAACCUGAAACUGUAAAGCAGGACUGGCACUCUGCGCCUGCCAUUCAUCACUGAGGAGACCUUUUAAGACAUUCUGUAACAAUGUAGGAUGCUAUAUUAGCAGAAUUAUGUAUACUUAUUUUCCAAAUCUGAGUUAAAUUUAACUAAAGAUCUCAAAGCGUUAUGUACAAAGCCAUAUAAAGGUUUUCCGUAAAGGGGCACUCCGGCCAAAAGGAGUCUAACCAUUGCUAAAUCUGUUGUAAACAUGCCUGUUCACGCUGGAACAGUCUCAAAAGUGAGAUUUUUCUGGUUUAAAAACAAUAAAGCUACGUUCACAUUACAAGC
Messenger RNA from Colossoma macropomum (tambaqui), 2015 nucleotides. RefSeq names its product growth differentiation factor 5 (gene gdf5). The record is from RefSeq and is a predicted model, not a curated record. The transcript is spliced from 2 exons. Lineage: Eukaryota; Metazoa; Chordata; Actinopteri; Characiformes; Serrasalmidae. Gene Ontology annotation, biological process: BMP signaling pathway; SMAD protein signal transduction. The coding region runs from base 1 to 1257 and encodes 418 amino acids. Gene Ontology annotation, cellular component: extracellular region. Gene Ontology annotation, molecular function: cytokine activity; growth factor activity.